GCUGCUGCUGGUAGGAUGGUACAGGAAGUGAACGUCACUGACACAGGAAUAGGACUGAAAAAAGAAAACACCAUCAUGAUGAGGAGAAUGUCAAAUCCCACCGUGUAGGAAACCGAAUCGUAGCUUCAACUCGGGAAAACGAUGAAUUGUUGUGUCCGAGCUGGAAUCGAGGCAUCAGGAAGGGUACCGGCGCAUUGCUAAAUGGAGUCGGAGCAGCUGUACCACAGAGGCUACUGCAGGAACAGCUACAACAGCAUCGCCAGCGCGAGCAGCGACGAGGAGCUGCUGGAUGGAGCCGGCGUCAUCAUGGACUUCCACACCACCGAGGACGACAACCUGCUGGAUGGGGAUGCUGCCUCCCCAGGGUCUAACUACGCCAUGUCUAACGGAGGCGGGGUCGCCAGUAGCACCACCCACCUGUUGGACUUCCUAGAGGAGCCCAUCCCUGGUGUUGGGACCUACGACGACUUCCACACCAUCGACUGGGUCCGUGAGAAGUGCAAGGAUCGCGAGAGACACCGGAAGAUCAACAGUAAGAAAAAGGAGUCAGCAUGGGAGUUCACCAAGAGCCUGUACGAUGCCUGGUCUGGCUGGCUGGUGGUGACGCUCACCGGCUUGGCGUCAGGUGCUUUGGCUGGCCUGAUUGACAUAGCUGCUGACUGGAUGAACGACCUGAAGGAGGGGGUGUGUCUGAGCGCCAUGUGGUUCAACCACGAGCAGUGCUGCUGGACCUCCAAUGAGACCACCUUCGCUGAGAGGGACAAGUGUCCUCAGUGGAAGAGCUGGGCUGAGCUAAUACUGGGGCAGGCCGAGGGUCCCGGCUCAUACAUUAUGAACUACUUCAUGUAUAUUUACUGGGCGCUGUCCUUUGCCUUCCUGGCUGUCUGUCUGGUCAAGGUGUUUGCUCCAUACGCCUGUGGCUCAGGGAUCCCUGAGAUCAAGACCAUCCUGAGUGGGUUUAUCAUCCGGGGCUACCUGGGCAAGUGGACCCUGAUGAUCAAGACCAUCACUCUGGUUCUGGCUGUGGCGUCUGGCCUCAGCCUGGGGAAAGAGGGGCCCCUGGUCCACGUGGCCUGCUGCUGUGGGAACAUCUUCUCCUACCUCUUCCCCAAGUACAGCAAGAACGAGGCCAAGAAACGAGAGGUUCUUUCUGCUGCGUCGGCCGCUGGGGUGUCUGUUGCUUUUGGAGCGCCGAUUGGAGGAGUUCUCUUCAGCUUGGAGGAGGUGAGCUACUACUUCCCUCUCAAGACUCUAUGGCGCUCCUUCUUCGCUGCCCUGGUGGCCGCCUUCGUCCUGCGCUCCAUUAACCCUUUCGGUAACAGCCGCCUGGUGUUGUUCUACGUGGAGUACCACACGCCGUGGUACCUGUUUGAGCUCAUUCCUUUCAUCCUCCUGGGAGUGUUCGGGGGCCUGUGGGGCGCCUUCUUCAUCCGAGCCAACAUCGCCUGGUGUCGGCGGCGCAAGUCGACGCGCUUCGGUAAGUACCCGGUGCUGGAGGUGAUCUUGGUGGCUGCCAUCACAGCAGUGGUUGCUUUCCCAAACCCCUACACCCGCCAGAACACCAGCGAGCUGAUAAAGGAGCUCUUCACCGACUGCGGCCCACUGGAGUCCUCCCAGCUCUGUCAGUACCGCAGCCAGAUGAACGGCAGUAAAGCCUUCACCGACAACCCCAACCGGCCGGCGGGGCCUGGCGUCUACUCCGCCAUGUGGCAGCUCUGCCUGGCGCUCAUCUUUAAAAUCAUCAUGACUAUAUUCACAUUUGGACUCAAGGUGCCAUCGGGCUUGUUCAUCCCCAGCAUGGCUAUCGGGGCAAUCGCAGGGCGAAUCGUUGGCAUCGCCGUGGAGCAGCUCGCCUAUUAUCACCACGACUGGUUCCUGUUCAAAGAGUGGUGCGAGGUGGGAGCCGACUGCAUCACUCCGGGACUCUAUGCCAUGGUGGGGGCCGCCGCUUGUCUGGGUGGUGUGACUCGUAUGACCGUCUCCUUAGUCGUUAUUGUGUUCGAGCUGACCGGUGGGUUGGAGUACAUCGUCCCCCUCAUGGCUGCUGUCAUGACCAGCAAAUGGGUGGGUGACGCAUUCGGCCGAGAGGGAAUCUACGAGGCCCACAUCCGCCUGAACGGAUACCCCUUCCUGGACGCCAAGGAGGAAUUCACACAUACCACACUGGCCAGAGAGGUGAUGAGGCCUCGACGCAGCGACCCACCGUUGGCGGUGCUGACGCAGGACGACCUGACAGUGGAGGAGCUGCAGAGCGUCAUCAAUGAAACCAGUUAUAAUGGUUUCCCUGUCAUAGUUUCCAAGGAGUCCCAGAGGCUGGUGGGCUUUGCCCUGCGCAGGGACAUCACCAUUGCUAUUGAAAAUGCUCGCCGUAAGCAGGAGGGCAUCAUGUUAAACUCCAGGGUGUACUUCACCCAGCAUGCACCCACCCUGCCUGCCGACAGCCCCCGACCCCUCAAGCUACGCUCCAUCCUUGACAUGAGCCCCUUCACCGUCACUGACCACACCCCCAUGGAGAUCGUGGUGGACAUUUUCAGAAAGCUGGGGCUGCGCCAGUGCCUGGUCACUCACAACGGGAUUGUGUUGGGCAUCAUCACAAAGAAGAAUAUAUUAGAGCAUCUGGAGGAGCUCAAGCAGCACACGGAGCCCCUGGCGGCUUCUUGGUAUUAUCACAAAAAAAGACAUCCUUCGUCACAUGGCUCAAAUGGCAAACCAGGAUCCAGAGUCCAUCAUGUUCAACUGAUCCGCUCUUUCCAGGACGGCUGGGGGGGAGGAGGGGGAGACGACAGCGAGGACGAAGAGGAGCAAGUGUGUCUCCUGAACGGCUCCAAUCUCUGACAUUCGGCCCCCAUGGUUUUGUUUUGUUUUUUUCAUUUUAGUUUUCAGCUUUGUAGUCCCUGAAACGACUGACUGUGGCCUCCAGAGACUUACUGGCCACGUGAGGGAAAAGACGAUGAUAAAAAAGACUUUGUUAUUAUCAGUCUGGCUGCUGAGGACACAACGAGGUCACGGGUUGAAGGCACACACAAGAGGAAAUGCACUUUUAAAACACACACGUGCAAAAUCAAACAAAAACACACACUUUUUUGCACUUGCAGACACCUCAAACAUGCAUGCCGUCUCUCCACACACACAGACACACACCCACAGACUCCCUAAAUCUGUAAAGUUACACCCAUUUGCACUCUUCACGUGCCUCACCCUUGUCCUGUCUCCGCCGAGGUGGUGGUGGGUGUGGCCUGGCUGGGGUGAAAGGUCGGAAUGAACCGCUGAUGAGGGACGCGAUGAGGGACCUUGAAACCUCCAGGAUCCGGCUGAAUAAAAGAAAGAAAGAAAACUCACUUCCCCUCCCCUCGCACACACCUGACCUGUCCGUCCUCCAGGAAAAAUGCAUUGUUUACCUGUGAAUUAAGUGUGUGAGGAUAUUUGCGUGUGUGUGUGUGUGUGUGUGUGUGUGUGUGUGUGUGUGUGUGUGUGUGUGUGUGUGUGUGUGUGUGUGUGUGUGUGUGUGUGUGUGUGUGUGUGUGUGUGUGUGUGUGUGUGUGUGCGCCACUACAUUCCAGCCGGGUUACCAUGGGAACUGAGAGGACGUGCACCUGCUCCUCGCGCUCGAAAAACACGGCGGUCUCUCGUUAUGCGUCAUGGCACACGGCUGCUCCCCUGCGUUAGGUCUAACAGAGAUGGCUUUAAUGUGUGUGUGUGUGUGUGUGUGUGUGUGUGUGUAGAGGAGAGAGAGAGUAAGAGAGGCUGGUCGAGAGACACAGACGGUAAUGUAUUUCAAGAACAAAAAUGUUCGCUUUCAGAAGGAAAUGAGUGGAACUGGAAGACCUUUGUGUGCGAGUGUGUUUUCAUUUCUGAGCCAGCUUGUGAGGGCGUGUGUGUGUGAGAAAACAGGUCGAGUGUGUACGUAAAGAGAAAAAAAAGGAAAAAGUGUCCAGGUUGCUGCGAAAGAAAUGAAUUUAAACGUCCUUUUUCUUCUCAAACCAUUCCUUUAGACUCUCAUCAGCUUGAAGUAAAACAAAACUGGAAAUCUGUUUAAAGUAAAAGCUUGAAGUUGUGGUGAAGGUGGAAGAUGAUGCUACAUGGUGACCUCUUUUAUUUUUCCUUCCUCAGUAAUCCACGUCUUCAGGAAGUAACAUACUAAGAGCUACAGGUACCUCAGAUAUCCUCCCUCAGUUUAUCAAAGUGAGCUUCAUCUCUCUGAGCCCCCACAGGUAUUGUUGGACACUGCAACCUGUUUUACACAACAAAGCCUCACUUUGACACCUGUGCACACUAAAAAGGGAUAUUUGAUCCGUUUGGCACUCUGUCCUCCACACUUUGAUUGAAUUCUAUUUCCUGCCAAUUUUUAAUAAUUGCUUUAACCUGCACUGUGUGUUAGAUAGUUGAGAGUUAGACCUUUUAAAAUGUAGUUAACACCUGACAACAUGCUUUAAAAUGGCAAAAUACAAGAUAAAUUUAGAACUAACUUCAUUUCCAAUAAAAUAUCCCCAAUUUUAGCAAAAUAAUGCCCCCUAUAAACAGUCCAAACAUUCAAAUCACAGUAUAUAUGGCAGGAAAAUUGUAAAUCCUCACAUUUUAAAGCUAAAAACCAGCAAAUGUACAGCAUCAGUCCAUCAUAAAUGGCUUUAAUUAUUAAAGUCUUAACUUUCAGCACAACAGAAAUGAGUUUGAGUUUAAUCAAACCUGCUGAUCCUUUAGUUCCAAGCAGGUAAAACUAAUUUAAAGCAGCCACCUCUUCUCCUUGAAUGCUAGCAGAUUUAAUAUGAUACUUUUAUACAAAACAAGACUGAAUUGGAAAAGCAAUACUGUAAAUGAUAAUACAAAGUUUAAACAUCUACAUGUCAAACUUUAGCUUGUGAAAAAGUCACCAAGUCUACUUUCAAGGUCAAGAAUGAGUAACAUUUGCAUUUAACGGCCGUUUUUUAACUUCUCUGUGACCCUUGAAGCUAAAACUGUAUCUGUAAAUCUAAACAUCUGGCUGCAUCUGCCCUCUGCUUUUGCUUCCAGCAGGUUUUGUUCGUGCUCGUCUGAUCUCGCCACACCUGCCAAGUGCCUGGCAAAAGGUUUUUAGGCUUUUCACACUCAUCUUUUCUGCUAACAUUUCCCUUUUGUAAUCAUCAAAUAUCUGAUGUGUCAAGUGGAGGUGAUGAAGGGAAAUGAAGCGAUGGUGAUGUUGAACAGUAGCACCUUACCUGUAGAGUGUGUGUGUGUGUGUGUGUGUGUGCGUGUGCGUGUGCGUGUGAGGAAGGUGGGUGUACGUCUUUGCGUUGCAGUGACUGUCCCGCUGUGGUUCGACAGGGAGCAGAGCAUUGUCUUUGUUAACCAGUGGUGUUGCCUAACAUUGUAUUUCAUAUUGAUCUCAAUGUUUUUUCCUUUUUUUUUUUUUUUUUAAUUUAUGGGUAGUGUCGAUAGAGUUGUGCAUUAUUAUUAUGAAGAAUUUUAUGUAUGAUUACAUGGAUUGUUUGAUUGUACAUUUAAAACAAAAUGUGUAAAGAUUAAAUUUUGUUUUAAAUUAAAAGGAAAAAAGAUUCAAGUUGCACAAA
This is a messenger RNA of Amphiprion ocellaris (clown anemonefish), 5543 nucleotides long. RefSeq names its product chloride channel 3 (gene clcn3). Gene Ontology annotation, cellular component: membrane; Golgi apparatus; early endosome. Lineage: Eukaryota; Metazoa; Chordata; Actinopteri; Pomacentridae. Gene Ontology annotation, biological process: transmembrane transport; chloride transport. The record is from RefSeq and is a predicted model, not a curated record. Gene Ontology annotation, molecular function: voltage-gated chloride channel activity. The transcript has 15 exons. The coding region runs from base 202 to 2835 and encodes 877 amino acids.